CUGAUUGGCUCGUCAAGAGGCGUCCGGAAGUCGCCGCCUGGUUUUGUCUCGUCCACAGAAAAACUGGGUUGUGUCAAAUUCUUUACGAGUAAAGCCACGGGCACUUUGCGUACAGAUCUAAUCAAAGCAAAUUGUGCAGUAUUUUAAGUAGUUUAAUUUAGUUGUGCGAUUGAUCUUGAACGUCAAAGGAAAGAACAUCAAGGAGCACUGCAGGAUAGCUAAAUUCGGGUGGCCUGCUUAUAAACAAAAGCCAGCGUUUGAAUGAUGGAGAUCAUCAGCUUGAUGUGCACGCUGCUGUUGUGGACUGCCACUGCCCACGGGAAACCCACCACGAGGAAAGAGCGUGUCAUUCACGAAACCAACCUAAACGAGAGAACGCAAGACGACAAUAACAGCUUCCAAUACGACCACGAGGCCUUUUUGGGUAAAGAGGAGGCCAGGACGUUCGACCAGCUCACUCCGGAAGAAAGCAAAGACAGACUCGGUAAAAUAGUAGAGAGGAUCGACAGCGACGGGAACGGCCUCAUCACCACCGAAGAGCUCAAAGCGUGGAUCAAACGUGUCCAGAAACGUUACGUUUACGAGAACGUAGCGAAGGUUUGGGGAGAUUAUGACCUCAACAAAGAUGACAAAAUCUCUUGGGAAGAGUACAAGAAGGCAACGUAUGGAUACUACCUUGCCAAUCCAGGUGAGUUUGAUGAGACGACAGACCAGUUCAGCUUCAAGAAGAUGCUUCCUCGUGAUGAGAGGAGAUUCCUUACAGCUGAUCUAAACGGGGAUCAAGCAGCUGACAGAGAAGAGUUCACAGCCUUCCUGCAUCCUGAGGAGUUUGACCACAUGAAGGAGAUUGUAGUGCAGGAAACCCUGGAGGAUAUCGACAAGAAUGGCGAUGGACACGUGGAUGUGGACGAGUAUGUUGCUGACAUGUUUGCUCAUGAAGACGGGGGCCCAGAGCCAGACUGGCUGAAGACCGAAAGGGACCAGUUCUCAGACUUCAGAGACUUGAACAAAGAUGGCAAAAUGGACCGGGAGGAAAUUCGCCAGUGGAUCAUGCCGCAAAACUACGACCAUGCUCAGGCUGAGGCGCGACACCUGGUGUACGAGUCCGACCAGGACAAGGACCAAAUGCUGACCAAAGAGGAGAUCCUGGAGAAUUGGAACAUGUUUGUAGGAAGUCAGGCCACCAACUAUGGAGAGGACCUUACCCGAAACCAUGAUGAGCUUUAAUGAGGUUUUGUGCCCAAGUGCUUGAAUUGAUUUGCUGUAUGACAGAAGGUCAGUCUUGUUCAAGCAGCUCUUCAUGUCGGUUUAUGAUGGUUGAAGAACCUUAAUGCAGAUAAAGAGCAAGUUGGAGGACUUUUUGACCAAAAUCGGUCCACCGUUGGACUGUUUCUGACAUUCAGAAGCAGAAAGCCGUUCUUCAAAUUGACGAUGCCUUCCCACAGCCAUUUUGGCUUAGUUGCCUAACAACUGUUCAAUGAAUGCAGUGCUUUACGGUAACUCUUUGAUAUCAACAUUAAUGUGAAGCUAUAACUCAAGGAUGGAACUUUAUUUAUUUACAUUUUAGCUAUGGUUAGGCUGUGUGCAUGAAAAAAAAAAGAUUUUUAAUUUUUCUUAAACUGUUUCUGUUAAAUGAAGUUAACACAGCAAUGUUUUUAACUGCAGUGUUUUUGCACGUGAUAUCUUGUUACAGUUAACUCAUUGGAAAAGUUACUUGUUUAUCUGUUAAGAACAGGCAAAAUUUCUUUACAUUUUUUUUUUAUUUUCCAAACACCACACUUACUUAAAAGACCCACAUUAUUGAGUGAAAAACAUUAACAUGUCUUUAACUCAAUUGUGUACAAAUAAAAAUAAAAAACGCAUCUUUUCGGUCUUAAUUGAAUCCAUCUUG
Messenger RNA from Corythoichthys intestinalis (scribbled pipefish), 1891 nucleotides. RefSeq names its product reticulocalbin 1, EF-hand calcium binding domain (gene rcn1). The record is from RefSeq and is a predicted model, not a curated record. Bases 262 to 1227 code for a protein of 321 amino acids. The transcript is spliced from 6 exons. Gene Ontology annotation, cellular component: endoplasmic reticulum. Lineage: Eukaryota; Metazoa; Chordata; Actinopteri; Syngnathiformes; Syngnathidae. Gene Ontology annotation, molecular function: calcium ion binding.